This is a messenger RNA of Leishmania braziliensis MHOM/BR/75/M2904, 825 nucleotides long. RefSeq lists its product as hypothetical. The transcript has a single exon. The coding region runs from base 1 to 825 and encodes 274 amino acids. The record is from RefSeq and is a predicted model, not a curated record. Lineage: Eukaryota; Euglenozoa; Kinetoplastea; Trypanosomatida; Trypanosomatidae.
AUGGACACGAGCCCUCCAGCAAAGUUCAUUGCCGUUCACGAUUACCUCAGCAGCUGCGCAUCGUGGCAGCAGCUGCUAAACGAAUCCGUCGCCGAUCUUCCCUUGUCGCGAUUAACGCCAACAGCGCCACUAGAGGUGUACUGCGCUGACCUCCGUGGCCACAACUUCUCUGAAGCAGCCCCGAUGACAUCUGCCUCUGUCUACCCGCUCGCCUGUGCUGCGGACAUCAUCAAAAUGCAGGAGGACAUUCUGCGCUCCGAGGCGGGGCUGCUCGGGGUCGGUUUUGGAUCUCUCGUUGCCUCCUGUGCUGCUCUGCACGCACCAGACGCCUUCUCCUCUCUCACACUUUUCGUGAACGAGAUAGCGCAACUGCAACGAUGCCUUCCGUCCUCUUAUCUGGCCGGUGAGCUUUUCCGCAGCGCGCCAUCCGACGCCACCGGAAUGGCAAUGCUGAAUAGCUACCUGCUCGAUCGAGUACCGAACCCAGAAGAGCGGGCAGCGCUUCUCGCCGCCGUGGAGGUGCGACGUGGCCAGGCCCGGUUUCGGUUCAGUAAAGAACUCCUUCAGUACACCGAGCCACUGGUGCUUAGUGCGCCGGCUGGCAGCAAGUUCACCAAGCCGACCAUCGUGUACGUAUGCGGCAAGGAUGGAGGCUGCUCGCCGGAGGAGGAGUCCACGCUGCACACACGUUUCCCUGCGGUGAAGGUUAUCAAGCUCGACACGCAGGGGGAGUCGCUGACGUCCUCCAAACUGAGUGUUGUCCCGCUGUUUCUUCAGUCGUGCGGCAUGCUUGGCGAGAUCAAUGAGGCGGCCAUGGAGCAAUGA